Molecule: messenger RNA, 835 nt
Organism: Cucurbita pepo subsp. pepo (vegetable marrow)
Lineage: Eukaryota; Viridiplantae; Streptophyta; Magnoliopsida; Cucurbitales; Cucurbitaceae
Source: RefSeq, a predicted model, not a curated record
AAAAAAUACGUGUAACCUGAGAAAAGCCUCUUUUUUCUAAUCAUUGCUUGGAAUGACGCUCGUCCAUUCCUCUGCAAGUUUCUGCUUAUGCAGACAAGAGAAUGUUCGAUGAUUUCAUCGAUAGAUAUCUAAUCGAAACCUUAACUGAAACAGGAAAUCUGGAAACCAUGGAAGGUGGAGCUGCAGAGGAACAUCCUCAGAAACUCAUUCAACAAAGAGGAGGUGAAGAAGAAGAAGAAGAAAAGGAGAAGUCAAGUGGGUUUCUGAGGAAUUUCAUUUCUAACAUGGUGUCUGCCGAGGGAGGUGAAGAAAAGAAAGAAGAAGAUGAAGAAAAAGAAAGUGGGUUUCUGAAGAAUUUCAUCUCGAGCAUGGUUUCUGCAGAUGAAAGGGAAGAAAAGACAGAGAAAGAAGAAGAACAGGGAAAGAAAAGUGGGUUUCUGAAGAAUUUUAUUGCAAACAUGGCGUCUGCAGAGGGAAAUGAAGAUGGUGGGGAAGAGGAAAGGGAUAAAAGCGGCGGUUCUGAGUCGGUUGAAGAAAAGAGCGGCGGUGGCGAUGGCGGCGUCGGAGGAGGCAUUAUAGACAACAUUGUCUCCCACUUGCCUGCUUCACUUCAAGGUGAUGCAGUGACCACAACAGAUGAAGCUACAAUUCUGAUUCACUCCAUUAUCCAUGAAUGAUUACUUCUUAGUUUUGUGUUGUUUUUGGUUCAUAGGCCUCUGUUUCAUGUAAAUUUAAGUUGUUUUGAUUGUUUGGGCUUAGUACUCUUCUUUUUUAAAACAGAGUACAUAAUAAAUAAAGGGACAUCUCCAUGUCUUGUGUAGAGACAUUCAUAUGA